Cylindrotheca closterium is the source of this 2145-nucleotide messenger RNA. Lineage: Eukaryota; Bacillariophyta; Bacillariophyceae; Bacillariales; Bacillariaceae. The record is from the annotation of a GenBank genome assembly.
AUGGUCGCCUUCCCUAUGGUGGUACUACCCAUGGGAUGGAUCAAUAGUCCACCAUAUUUUUCGGCUGCCACGGAAACUACUGCGGACCAAAUGAAUCGUCGGCUACAACGCAACCAGGAAGAACCACCACAUCGAUUGGAGGACAUUGCCAUCCAUACCAAGCCCACGGUGUCUCAUGUUCCAACAAGUGCAGCACCCACUCCAGUCACCCUGGCAGUUCCGGCAACCACACCACAUCAUCCACACUACAAACGCCCCAUGAAAUAUGCCGAUAUCUAUGUGGACGACUUCAUUGCUGCGAAAGCAUCAGUCAAGAAGCUUAAGAAAGGUGACGGGAACUGGAGUACCCUGAAGACAGUUCUAGGUUGGGUGUUCGAUACGCUUGCCCAAACGAUCACACUACCACAACGGCGACAAGAACGACUGGAUGCCAUCCUUGCCAACAUAUCCCCGACCCAGAGGAGAAUAAGCGUCAAGCUGUGGCACAAGUUCUUGGGAGAACUACGCUCCAUGGUCAUUGGCAUCCCCGGUGCGCGUGGUUUGUUCAGUACCCUUCAACAUGCCUUCCAAACGGAAUCAAAGAAGCGAUUGCGGCUUGCCAAGAAUGAGCACCACUUCAUCAAUGACUUUCGCACCCUGGCGGCCACCUUGCCAAACCGCCUAACCCAAAUUGUGGAACUGGUCCCACGAACACCCUCAGUUGUUGGUACCACAGAUGCGGCCGGAGCGGGCAUGGGAGGCAUUGCAUUCAUCAACACAACAGAUGGCGUGGAAGCUAUUGUAUGGAGAGCUCCGUUUGACGAUGACAUUCAAAGACGGCUGGUCUCAUUUCAAAAUCCUACUGGCGAUAUUACUAAUAGCGACUUAGAGUUGGCUGCAACAGUGACACAUCAUGAUGUCCUCACUACACACUUCGAUCUCCGAGAGCACACCAUCCAAUCUUCACACGACAACACCCCUGCUGAAGCCUGGCAGCAUGAAGGUUCCACCACCACCUUAGAUCGAGUCCUGGCAAAUGCUCCACGUGCGGCCCGCAAUGCUUUCUACUGUGAUCUACGGAUUAUUCAACAAACCGUGCGACGUGGCGUCGUUAAAGGAACUCAACAACGCACAGACGCCCAAUGGAAUCUUUGGCUCGAAUCCUGCUCAGAACUUUGCAUUGACCCGUUGCUCCCAUACAGUGACCCCGUUCCAUUUCUCCAAAAUUUCGCGACGCAAUAUCAACUACAUGAAGGACCCUCCGGUGACUCCGUACGAGCUGGCACAGUGUCAGGCGCUAUCCGUUCGGUGGGCCAGACGAUGGCCAGCAUGGGGUCCAAGGACUGCCGUAAAGACUCGACGGGCGCGCUAUACUUCCGAUUGGCCCGUAUGUUUCGGGCUUACGGACGCCAGGAUCCUCCACCAAAUCGAGUAAAACCAAUUCCGAUCAGCCUCAUCCGCCGGAUCGCCAAUCUCAGUGCCGACGGCAGCGCCAAGGACAAGGCGGUCGCUGAUAUGAUCAUUGUUGCUUUCUUUUUCCUUCUCCGACCCGGAGAAUACACAGGUACAGAGAACGAUGACACCCCAUUCCGCUUCCAGGAUAUCCAGCUCUGCAUUGGCCAAAUUGUCAUCCCCUUGCUCACCUCCACGGACGCACAACUCUGGGCCGCCACUAGCGUCUCUCUCACUUUCACCACACAAAAGAAUGGCGUCCGGGGCGAGGUUGUCAAUCAUGGAUUAAGCGGCCACAACCUCCUCUGCCCUGGCAGAGCCGUGGUCCGUCAAAUUAUUCAUCUUCGCUCCCACCAAGCAACACCAGGGACUAUUCUUGCCACCUACUUUCACAACAAUCGCACUUACAAAGUACAAGCUACAGAUGUCACAGCGGUUCUUCGCGAAUCUGCUCGAGUACUCGGUCCUCAGUACAACUUCUUGGAACAAGACGUCAGUGCACGCUCCCUCCGCGCUGGCGGAGCCAUGGCACUCUUCAAUUCACAUGUCGACAGCAACACCAUUCGCCUCAUCGGACGCUGGCAAAGCGACGCCAUGCUCCGAUAUCUCCACCUCCAAGCCCAACCAGUCAUGCAAGGCUUUGCCAGUCGCAUGCUGCAGGAUGGUGACUAUGUCUUUGUUCCCAAUGAAGUUGCUCUCGCCCCGAUGUACUAA